AUGUCUGGUAGUAUGAGCAAUUCACUUGUGUUAGUUAACACGAAACAAGAUCCGAAAGGAUUGAAGAAUGUCAAGUUGAGUACGCAAACCAAAUCGAAACUAUUCACGUCGAAUGGAACAAAAAAUUCCCCACUAACUAGUGAUGCGCAGCAAUCAUUGCUUCAGCUAGGAUUUCGCAUCAACGAAAAAUUAAUCGGAACUGGUUCCUAUGCAAAAGUCAAACGAUGUAUACGUGAACUUGAUAAUAAAGAAUUCGCUGUGAAGAUUAUCGAUCGUGACAAAGCACCAUCGGACUUUGUGUCGAAGUUUUUACCCCGUGAACUCGAUAUCAUUCGAAUGUUAGAUCAUCCGAAUAUUGUCAAAGUAGCACAUAUACUUCAAACGAAGUCACUAACAUUGAUUGUCAUGGAGUAUGCGCCAAGCGGCGAUUUACUUGAUUAUAUCAAUAAAAACACGCGCUUGCAAGAAACAAUGGCAAAACGUAUGUUUCGAGAAUUGUGUGAUGCUAUCUAUUAUAUCCAUUUUCGAAAUAUAUGUCAUCGAGAUCUAAAAUGUGAGAAUCUGUUACUCGAUCAGCAUCUGAGGAUUAAACUAGCGGACUUUGGAUUUUCACGAUAUUGUGUCGAACCUGCGCCUUCGGAGAACAACAGAAAAAGUGUGAUAGAGAAGAAGAUUCUAAGCCGAACUUUCUGUGGUUCAGCUGCAUACGCGGCGCCGGAAAUUCUUCGUGGUCAAGAAUAUAACCCGAAAUUGUAUGAUAUUUGGUCAGCUGGAUGUAUUCUUUACAUUAUGAUUUAUUCGAAAAUGCCAUUCGAUGAUUCCGAUAUGAAGAAAAUGAUCGAAGCGCAAAUGAGCAAAGGUGGUCUCCGCUUAGGUAGUGAAGGAUCCACAGAAGCGCAAGAUCUUAUUUUACGUAUGCUUCAACCUGAAGUUACUCAACGAUGGCCUAUAGAAUUGAUUCAAAAACAUCCAUGGUUCGGUAAACAGACAACUACGGACAAGCAAACAACAUCGUCAUCAGCUUCCUACGUUGGAACAAUUAAUCGUGUGCAAGAUAACGGUGGUGGUAGUGGUAAUACACAUCAAAUUCAAAAACGGCAAGCACCUCCUGUUUACGCAUAA
Molecule: messenger RNA, 1122 nt
Organism: Adineta ricciae
Lineage: Eukaryota; Metazoa; Rotifera; Eurotatoria; Adinetida; Adinetidae
Source: the annotation of a GenBank genome assembly